UGGGUGGUUUUUGGCACUAUUAAUAUGUUAAGAGUAUUUCUUUCCAUGAAGUCUGGGGCGUGAGCUUAUUGAAUAAACAUUAGACCACGCAAUACUCUGGAUGGCCCCCGCUCUGUAAAGGUGUAAGUGGCGACAUAUGGUUUUCUGCGCUCUUUUAGCGCAACCAUGACUAUUCAAUACGUUUAACUCCUCUUGUGCUUGCAAACUGUCAUUAGCGGCUAGCGAGGUAACACGCACAUACUCACUGACGGGCGUGAGACGGCAGGUUGACUUUGACUGGACCUACUGAGCAAGGAGUCCCAGGAAACCAUGAAAUACGCCGUGUCCACAGCAGUCGUGACGGCGGGAGUGGUGGUGGUGGUGACCACAGCGGGCAUUGCACUGGGCUAUUAUUUCUAUGGCCGGAAGAAGAAGCCUUUAGUCACCCUGCUCGACCCCACAGUCAAAUACCAGCUCAGGCUCAUCGACAAGGAGGUGCUCAGCCAUGACACCCGCAAGUUCCGCUUCGUCCUCCCCAGCGAGGAGCACAUCCUGGGCCUGCCUGUAGGGAAGCAUGUGUACCUGUCUGCUCGUGUUGAUGGCAACCUGGUGGUGCGCCCAUACACUCCCGUGUCCAGUGACGACGACCAGGGAUUUGUUGACUUGGUGGUGAAGAUUUACUUCCGGAAUGUACACCCCAAGUUUCCCGAGGGGGGGAAGAUGUCCCAGUAUCUGGAGAGUCUGCGUGUGGGAGACGUCAUCGAUUUCAGAGGCCCGGGGGGGCUGCUGGAGUACACUGGCACCGGUACGUUUGCAGUGCAGCCGGAUAAGAAGUCUCCCCCUGAGACCAAGUCUGCUGCCACGUUGGGGCUCAUUGCCGGGGGAACAGGUAUCACUCCUAUGUUGCAGCUGGUGAGGGCUAUCAUUAAGGACCCCAGUGACCAGACCACAUGCCACCUGCUGUUUGCCAACCAGACUGAGAAGGACAUUCUGCUUCGAGAUGAGCUAGAGGAGAUUCAAGCCAGACAUCCAGACCGCUUCAAGCUAUGGUUCACUGUGGACCGUGCUCCAGAAGGGUGGGAGUACAGCGAGGGCUUCAUCAGUGCAGACAUGAUCCAGGAGCACCUGCCCCCCCCCAGCGACGACUGCAUGGUCCUGAUGUGCGGUCCUCCCCCCAUGAUCCAGUUUGCCUGCAACCCCAACCUGGACAAGCUGGGCUACCGACAGACCCAGCGCUUCGCUUACUAGCCUCCGCAAUCCCACCCCCUCCAGCUCAGCCAAUCACCACACCCGCUAACUCCUGCCCGUCCAAUCAGAGAACAACUCUUAGAAGUGUUAAUUAAGGCAUCCUGUGUGAUUAUUGUGCGUGACUGAGCUGAGAACCUUUGGGAUCUUUACCUUGGAGUGGAGCUGGUUUGCAACCCCUGUUUCCUAUCCUUCUGGCGCCCCCUUCAGGGCCUGAUCUGAAAUGCACCCCAAAGAGCUCUGGUUUAUGCACAAGCCUUUGAAACCCACUCUGAGGGCCAGCUUUAGUAUUGCACUAGAGAAUGAGAGAGAGAGAGAGAAAGUGAGAGAAAAAGAGAGAGAGAGAGAAAUAGAGAGAUGCAGUGGCAGGGAAAGAGAGAGAGAAUGAGGGAGAGAAAGAGAAGGAGGAAGGAAAUGAGAUGGUGAGAGAAAGAUAAUGAAAACUUAGUGUCAGUUGGAACUCAUAAGAACCCUGGUGUAACAUCUUAGUGUCAUUUGGAACUCAUAAGAACCCUGGUGUAACAUCUUAGUGUCAUUUGGAACUCAUAAGAACCCUGGUGUAACAUCUUAGUGUCAUUUGGAACUCAUAAGAACCCUGGUGUAACAUCUUAGUGUCAUUUGGAACUCAUAAGAACCCUGAUGUAACAUCUUAGUUUUUUUCAUGCUCAGAAAACACCCCCAACCCCCACCCUUUCUCUCUCUCUCUCUCUCUCUCUCUCUUUCUCUCUUUCUCUCUCUGUACGUGUGUGAGUGUGUAUGCAGCUUUAAGUGCGCUAGCUUCUGCAGAGGGAUUAUGGGGGUUGCUGAGACACCUGCUGCAACUACAAACGAUCUGCCACAGUUCUUCUCUUUCUCUGCCUGGUGGUCCUAAAAUAGCCUGAGAGCCCGCCCACCCGCGCUGGCAAUGCUCGGUUGUGUGUGUGUGUGUGCUUGCAGCUGCAUCUACGUCUCUGGCUCUGUCUGACUCUGACUCUGACCACUCUUUCUCUGACUUCCUCUGAUCCUGGUCAGAUGCCUUACGCACUUGUCACUACAAACGUGAUGUCUGUGGCCUUGGUGCUUGUAUGGUCAAACCAGUUAUUAUUUUGUAUGUCAGUGUGUGCGGGGACAUCGUUUUUUAUAUGCAUGUAAUGAGUUGUUUACUAUGUUUUCUUAUUGUUUUUCCUAAAGGUGUAUUUUUGAGCUGCAGUGCACUCCUACUACUGCCAAGCUUUGUUCUUGUUUCAAUACACUGCAGACGCUUGGGAGAGAAUAAACAGUGUCAUAUCAGAAA
This is a messenger RNA of Alosa alosa (allis shad), 2497 nucleotides long. Its product is annotated as NADH-cytochrome b5 reductase 3. NCBI's taxonomy places the organism in Eukaryota, Metazoa, Chordata, Actinopteri, Clupeiformes, Clupeidae. Gene Ontology annotation, molecular function: oxidoreductase activity; FAD binding. The transcript is spliced from 9 exons. The record is from RefSeq and is a predicted model, not a curated record. Gene Ontology annotation, cellular component: mitochondrion. Bases 310 to 1227 code for a protein of 305 amino acids.